Molecule: messenger RNA, 276 nt
Organism: Angiostrongylus costaricensis
Lineage: Eukaryota; Metazoa; Nematoda; Chromadorea; Rhabditida; Metastrongylidae
Source: the annotation of a GenBank genome assembly
AUGUCCACUGACAGAAUGCACGAUACACCAGUCAUGGGACGACAAGAUUCGAACAAGUUGGGAGCGCCAGGAGGACCUGGAGCUCCAAAGGGACCUCGCAGCCUUGCCGAGACCGAGACGGACCGCCGUUAUCGACCGCUCCCGGCGGGCGGUCACCACGCGCCCAUCGACCGACCGCCCACUAGACUAAAGGGUCGGCCGUCCUUGCGACGGAGCGCACUUUGUCGUGUUAAGUCCGUCACGUGUUCAGCAACACUUCUCGUGGCGAGAAGGUAA